Molecule: messenger RNA, 2628 nt
Organism: Penicillium mononematosum
Lineage: Eukaryota; Fungi; Ascomycota; Eurotiomycetes; Eurotiales; Aspergillaceae
Product: tetratricopeptide repeat protein
Exons: 2
Coding region: 1-2628 (875 amino acids)
Molecular function (GO): protein binding
Source: RefSeq, a predicted model, not a curated record
AUGAACAGCAUCAAAGCCCGAUUCAAGAGGAUGUCAAUAGGUCGGACCGGGAAGGAUCCCAAUGCAAGUGGAAAGACAGACGCCGCAGCCUCGGCGGAGAGGACGCCAAACGAAGGCCGGAAGAAUGCGCCAGCCAAUUCCAAUGCCGCGAAUGUUGACAGUGGUCUCGCUGCCGCGCGGAUGUUCAUCAAAGACGAACGGGAGGGCAGUUUGGUGUUUACCAUCCAGGUUGCGACCGCUUAUCGCCCGCGCAUCGCGGUGGAUGUGCAUCGGUUUGGCGAGGAAAGGGGACGGGCCCUAUGGAAAGCUGGCCGGCUUGACGAAGAUGUCGGGGGCGGAGCACGGAGUAAAUACCUCCGCCGCCACUGCGAGAGCCCAAACGAGCUAAACGAGGAAGACUGCAUCCUCUUCGACCCCGAAGCCUCACCGCUGUACGACCACGCCCAUGUCAACGGGACGGUUACAGUCGAGGGCUUCGGCCUCGAUCUCUGGAACGCCGAACUCGCACACGGCCGGAUGCCCCAGCGGGUACACCCAAACCUCCUCCUCGAGGUUCCCGACCUAACCUUCGACCCGGCGACGCUGCUCUGCAGGAUCGAGGAGAUCCGAUCCGGGACUGUGCCUGCCGAUGACUCCGAGGAGGAAAUCGCCGCGUUGGUUGAGACGGUUGGGAAGGCGGCGUGGGAGGGUAUAGCGGGGUCGUGGGAAAUGCAGGAGAUGGGGCACAGCGAGCGCGUGCUCGAAUUCCUAUUCGCGUUUCACCACGAGCAGGAGGAUCUUUCGGGCCGCUCGGUUAUUGCCGAAACGAUGACACGUUUCCACGAGGGCUCGUAUGAGGGCGCGUGGGCCGACUGGAUGCGCAUGGUUAUGGCGAGGGAGCUUGCGCUGCGGCUUGCCUCGGGGGCGGGGAUGGGGAUGCAAGGUGCCGGGGCUACGAAGGGGAUAUAUGCUCGUUUCACGCGUGCGAUCCUUGCGUCGUUGAUUAUCAGCGAACGGUGGUUUGCAAACACAAGGAUCCACGUUGGCGGGCAUGGCGCGCUCGCGCGGGAAGUGCAGGAUGCCAAAGCGGCUGGCGUACCCGAACAGGAUCGGCAGAAGGCACGAGAGCUGGUUCGUCUCGCAGAAGAGGCUACCGAGGCGAAGCAGUUUCAGCGUGCUGCGGUCCUCUUCUACGAAGCGCUCGCGAUUAAUCCGGCAAACUACGACACCGUCCAGGCGAGGGGCGAGUGGCUGCUCAGAUUCCAGAACUACAGGGAUGCAGCGAGGGAUGCUGUGAUACUGCAGCGACUGGACCUGGAUCGUCCGGCGGGAUAUGUCCUCCUGGGCAGGGCAUGCCUGGGCUACAAGAACUAUCUCCGGGCGCAGGAGGCCUUCCGCGAAGCCGUGCCCCUCGCACACACAUUCGACGAGAAGCUACCGAUCCUCCAGGACAUAGACAAAGCACAAGACGCGCUCGGCGCGGAGCUGAAGGCAAUCGAGCAAGCCGCGAGCGAGAAAGAAAAAGCGGCGCUCAUGCGCGCUCGGAGAAUCGCAGACCUGGACCCCAUGGGCCGAACGAUCGCGCCGCGACCGGCUAAGCACGAGCAGCAGCUCGAGGGCCUGUUCCUCUUCGCAGAGCGGAUGCAGUGGCCGUACCUUGAAGCCGUCCGGCGUUGCGCUAAGAAGGCCUGCGAGGACUGGCUUGCGUUGCACGAACCCAUUUACCCUGUCCAGAUGGACUGGCUCUUCGCCGUGAUGCUCCCGGGCAAGCACUUCGCACACGUCCUCAUGGCGAUGCUGGUCCUCAGCACGCCGGCAAUCCAAAGCGUGGGAAUGGCGCCGAAUAGCGAAUGCGGCGUCGCGCUGCCCGAGUGCAGCUACUGGCGCAGCCGCUCAGUCCUCGGCCGCGUCCUCGGCUGCCUGCCUGGCGUCACCUCGCUCAACGGCUGGGUCGGCCCAUGCCCAACAGCAACGUUGCACACGCAGACGGACGAGGAGGCCCCCGCGGCACACUGCCUCAUCACGACGGUGGCGUUCAACCCGGCCUCUGCACUGCUCCCCCCGCCUUCUGCAGAGUCAACUAGAGACAUCGUCAUUGCGGGAAACCCGGACCUUGCGCCACUCUGGCGCGUCACAAACCAGCCGGAGAUUUUCAACUUGCAUCCUCCGCAACGGGACACCGCCGCGUGGGAACUACGCUCGCUGGAUCUCCGCCGCGCCUAUCGCUCCCACCAGUUCGAGCCUGGGGGUACCUGGCUCUGGAGCGCUUCUCUGGCUUUUAGACAGCCCGGGACGGGGAAGGAAAUCACCUUCGCCUUGGAGCAUACCCCCGUCUUUAUCACCCUCCCGCCCUGCUCGCUUUCCGGUCAAGCAAGGGGCCAUAAGAUCCACCGCCGACAACUUGAUGAUUACAGGUUCCGGAACGUCUCGAUAGAUGAGAUAGCGGAGGUAACACCGGAGUCUGUGGAAGAGGAGAUCAUUGUUAUCAACGCAUCUGCUCCCGGGGCCGAGGUGGUCGCGCGGGCGUGGUGUGCGCAUGUUGCCAGGGCGGCCGUUGUUCGUAGGGCUGGGGGACCGUGCUUCUGUUGCACUGUUAAGGGGGCGGGGAGGCUUGGGUUGAGGGUGGGCGUCGUUAUUUGGGUUUCCUAG